UCUCAUUACACCAUUAUACCAAGCUUUGAUUUCCCACAAAAUGCUUCCACAAAGUCUUUUUCUCUCACUUUUCUUCACUUUGAUCUCUUCUCCUUCGUGUUUUAGCAGUUUCCAGGAUGAUAACCUUGCUAAUUUUCUUGAUGGAACACCUGGCCCAAGUGCCUACCCCCCAUUUUUUGGCACCAUUGAUAAGGACCGGGCCGUUGACUUUGAGGCAAGUUUCGCGAACCUGCAGAUGGAGUACGAAGCUGAAAUCGUCGAUUCCACAAGGUAUGAUCACCUGGGUACUCCUGCAACUUCACUGGGAGAGGUAAAUGUCGAUGAUUUUGGAGCUAAAGGUGAUGGAGUAACAGAUGAUACUGAGGCAUUCAAGACAGCUUGGGAGGAGACUUGUUCUUCCAACACAGCUGUGCUUGUUGUCCCUCAGAAUAAGAAGUAUCAUGUUAAGCCAAUUACAUUUUCAGGCCCUUGCAAAUCUGAUUCUGUAAAGUUGAAGAUCCUGGGAACGAUCAAGGCUUCUGAAGAUCCUUCAGACUAUGCGAAGGAUAGGAGCCGAUGGCUCUUGUUCUACAACAUAAAAAACUUCCAAGUAGAAGGUCAAGGAACCAUCGAUGGCAAUGGAAAGAUAUGGUGGAAAAACUCAUGCAAAAUCAACAUUACUCAACCUUGCACCAUGGCACCAACAGCGGUAUCCUUCGUCCAAUGCGACAACUUGAAAGUGUAUGGCCUCAACGUACAGGAUGCCCAGCAAAUGCAUGUUAGGUUUGAGGAAUCUAUGAAUGUUCAAGCUUCUAAUAUCAUGGUGACUUCAUCAGAGGAGAGCCCUAACACUGAUGGAAUUCAUGUGACACAGUCCGAAAAUGUUCAGAUCAUUAAAACUGUAAUCAAAACAGGUGAUGACUGCAUUUCCAUUGUAAAUGGAUCAACAAACAUUGAAGCCAUAGAUGUAACCUGUGGACCAGGUCAUGGAAUCAGUAUUGGGAGCUUAGGAAAAGGGAAGUCAGAAGCUCGUGUUUCAAAUGUGAUGGUGAAUACGGCAAAACUCAUAGGAACCACUAAUGGAGUGAGAAUAAAGACUUGGCAGGGAGGAUCAGGGUAUGCUGAAAACAUAGUAUUUCAAGACAUUAAGAUGGAAAAUGUGAGCAACCCCAUAAUCAUAGACCAAAACUACUGUGAUCAAGAAACUCCAUGCAAUGAACAGAACUCAGCUGUCCAAAUAAGAAACAUAGUCUACAACAACAUCACAGGCACAAGUGCAACAAAAAUGACCACAAUAUUCAACUGCAGCAAGACCUUACCUUGCCAAGGCAUUGUGCAGAAGGAUAUAAAUCUAGUAUACAAAGAGAACUGAGAAGCAAAUUAACUCUGCAUGUAAUAAUGUCAUGGAGUUGGAGACAAGAGGUAGGGUUUCUCCAUAGUGUUCUUGAGAAGAAAAGGUUGAAUUAUCCAUCUAAGUUGUUUGUAAACAUCAAUUACUUAUACAUAUAGUAAGUGUCAUUUAUGUGUUAAAAACGCGAAACACGUGGAUUAUAUACUAUAACUAGGGAUAACUUGGGGGGAUUUGGUGAUGGUUUACUACAAUAAAGAUUAUACCUAUGGUUUGUUGUUACUCA
Vitis riparia (riverbank grape) is the source of this 1613-nucleotide messenger RNA. RefSeq names its product polygalacturonase-like. Gene Ontology annotation, biological process: anther dehiscence; pectin catabolic process; fruit dehiscence. The transcript has 9 exons. The record is from RefSeq and is a predicted model, not a curated record. Bases 41 to 1351 code for a protein of 436 amino acids. NCBI's taxonomy places the organism in Eukaryota, Viridiplantae, Streptophyta, Magnoliopsida, Vitales, Vitaceae. Gene Ontology annotation, molecular function: polygalacturonase activity.